This is a messenger RNA of Bursaphelenchus xylophilus (pine wood nematode), 1170 nucleotides long. The record is from the annotation of a GenBank genome assembly. NCBI's taxonomy places the organism in Eukaryota, Metazoa, Nematoda, Chromadorea, Rhabditida, Aphelenchoididae.
AUGGAUGCCCAUGCAAUUCUGCGGCUAAUUACAGUAGGCGAGAUCCUUUUCCAUAUCCCGACCAUUUCGCUGACUAUUUACCUUGUAAUUUUGUGUAAUCGGCUAUCAACGUUCAGCGCCAAUUUUAAGUUAAUAAUUGUAAGGACAUACACAGGUGAGAUAGCAAAAGUUUUCAGACAGUUGUCGUCCUUUCACAAAGCGUUGUCACCGUGUUACAACCCUUGGAACUUUACGUUCCAUCGUCCAUCUACAGCGUUGAGGAAGGCCAUGUUAUCCCGGCGGUUAUUUUUUAUACGGCAGCCGUAAUUCGAACAUUUGUUUCUGGGUUCUUUGUCUUGAAAUAUUUGUUGCUAGCCGUCGAAAGGUCCGUCGCUUUCAAGCAACGAGGGUCGUACGAGGACAGGGGAUAUGGAUUAGCAAUAAAAUGCUUGGGUACUUCUGUGAGUUAGCCAGAAAAACAUUUGAAUGCAUAAAUCUUUCGAUUUUAGUCGAUGCUUUCCAUACUUUUUAUUUUGGUUAAAACAUUCAACUUCUACAACUCUUCAAAGGGCAUGACUUUGGACAGACGUCUUCGUUACAUCUUUCUUAUUCAGUACGAUCUCUUUGGCUUCUUAUGGAUCUAUAAUGUGGCUGCCCUUACAACUGUUAUUGCCGGACUUGUAAGUGAUUUACUGCCUACGUAUUUUUUUGCGUUCCAGAUGUUUCUGCGACUGCAUAUGGCAGUAAAGCAACAUAAGUUUGCUUUUUCCUUAUCCGAGAGAUACGAAAUCCGCCGAACCAAAUACGUAAUCAGCUACAUGCGAAGGCUUAUGUCAGCAUUCGUUGUGCUUCUAAUUGUAUGCGCAACUUGUUUGUCCUAUCUGUUUUAUCUGAAAUACUGGCUCGGCUAUAGCGAAGAAGACGAUCUGAUGAAAAUAUUUUUGACGGUAACUAUGCUUCCGUAGCGUGGAAUUCAGUAUUUUUCAGAUCAUUAACUUCUCUGCAUGCGUGUAUAAUUUUGUGACAACCCUUUAUAUGGUCGCGGAGUUUCCGCAGUUGGCAAGAGCUAUGCACGACAAGAUACCAUUUAUAAUUCCGAAAGGCAAGGAUGUUACUGUUGCACCUCGUCAAAUGGGGGCCAUUAAGGAAGCUGAAGAGUAUUUCCGGCAGCUUACAGAUGCUUGGAAAUGA